AACCCUUUUGAUUGAUAGCCCAUCUGCAGCCUGCUGGAAUCCAUCCUCUUCCCACUUGCUGCUCCCCACCCAGCAAUUUCCAACUCAGAGCAAACCCGUGUGUCAGCCCUGCUGGUUGCACCCUGCCUGCCCGGCAUCCCUCUCUCAUUCCUGAGAGGGUUAACAUCUCUUCUGUCUCUGCCAGGAACACCCAGCUGAGGAAGAGAGAGCCGGAGAGCGAUAAGUGGGAUUCUUCCUUUUCUUUUUCGGAUUCUCCUUUCCUCCCUCCCCAUCACCGUAGAGACGGUCUCCGGGGCGAGCGAAGGUGUCAGCGUGCGGAGAGGCAGGGGAAGCAUAGCAACAGGACUUCAGGAUGAAGGUCCAGGAGCACCAUCUCCGGGAGACCAGAAGGGGUUCUAACCUGCAGCUGGGUCUUCUGCCAUCUCCAUCCCUGUGCAGAAAACAGCCCAUAAUUCCAGACCUGCUGAUCAGCCCCAGCGACCAAGGCGAUGGGGACCUGGAGAUGGAGUACCCAGAAGAGAGAGGGAACUGGACCGGGAAGCUGGAUUUCCUUCUCUCCUGUAUUGGCUACUGUGUGGGGUUGGGGAAUGUGUGGCGGUUUCCAUACAGAGCUUACACCAAUGGGGGAGGAGCUUUCCUUGUUCCUUACUUCAUCAUGCUGGCAAUAUGUGGAAUCCCCAUCUUCUUCAUGGAGCUCUCGCUAGGCCAGUUCUCCAGCCUGGGGCCACUUGCAGUCUGGAAGAUAAGCCCGCUCUUUAAAGGUGUCGGGAUGGGCACGAUCCUGAUUGUCUCUCUGGUGGCCAUUUACUAUAACAUGAUCAUUGCUUAUGUGCUCUUCUACCUCUUCGCGUCCCUGACGAGCAACUUGCCCUGGGAGCACUGUGGCAACUGGUGGAACACUGACCUCUGCUUGGAUCACCAGGUCAUCAAGGCAGGGAAUGCUGCCAUUCCAUUCAACGUCACGAACACCGUCAGCCCGAGCGAGGAGUACUGGAAUCGAUAUGUUCUGCAUAUCCAAGGGAGCUCUGGGAUCAGGGAUCCUGGGAGAAUCCGCUGGAAUCUGUGCCUGUGCCUACUGCUCUCCUGGGUCAUUGUGUACCUCUGUAUCCUCAAGGGAGUCAAAUCCUCCGGCAAGGUUGUGUAUUUCACUGCCACAUUCCCUUACUUCAUCCUGAUCAUGCUGCUCAUUCGUGGCGUAACACUGGAGGGGGCCUGGAUAGGAAUCAAGUUCUACCUCACACCCCAGUUUGAUCACCUGCUGUCUUCCAAGGUGUGGAUAGAGGCAGCUCUGCAGAUCUUCUACUCCCUUGGAGUGGGCUUCGGGGGACUGCUCACUUUCGCGUCUUAUAACACCUUCCACCAGAACAUUUACAGGGAUACAUUUAUAGUCACCCUGGGCAAUGCCAUCACCAGCAUCCUGGCCGGGUUUGCCAUCUUCUCUGUCCUGGGCUACAUGUCGCAGGAGCUGGGCAUACCUGUUAACCAAGUGGCAAAAGCAGGUCCCGGCUUGGCUUUCGUGGUGUAUCCCCAGGCCAUGACGAUGCUUCCUCUUUCUCCACUCUGGUCUUUCCUUUUCUUCUUCAUGCUGCUGACCCUGGGCCUGGACAGCCAGUUUGCCUUCAUGGAGACCAUUGUUACCGCAGUGACCGAUGAGUUUCCUUAUUACCUGCGGCCCAAGAAGGCUUUUUUCUCAGCCAUCAUCUGUAUCGCCAUGUACCUGAUGGGGCUCAUUCUCACGACAGAGGGCGGGAUGUACUGGCUAGUCCUGCUGGAUGACUACAGUGCUGGGUUUGGACUCAUGGUGGUGGUGAUUACAACCUGCCUGGUGGUGACACGUGUCUAUGGCAUGAAGCGGUUCUGCCGGGAUAUUCACAUGAUGCUGGGCUUCCAACCAGGGCUGUACUUUAAAGCCUGCUGGAUGUUCCUGUCCCCGGCAAUGAUGCUGGCCCUGCUAGUGUACAAUAUAGUCAAGUACCAGCCCUCAGAGUAUGGGAGUUACCGUUUCCCAUACUGGGCCGAGGUCCUUGGCAUCCUGAUGGGGCUGUUCUCCUGCCUGAUGAUCCCCACAGGGAUGGUGGUCGCGGUGCUCAGAGAAGAAGGGACACUGUGGGAGAGAAUCCAGCAAGCCAGCCGGCCAGCCAUGGACUGGGGCCCUUCUCUGGAGGAGAACAGAACCGGCAUGUACGUGGCUACCUUGGCCGGCAGCCAGUCCCCUAAACCCUUGAUGGUCCACAUGAGGAAAUACGGGGGAAUUACCAGCUAUGAGAACACAGCCAUCGAGGUGGACAAGGAGAUCGAGGAGGAAGAGGAGUCCAUGAUGUGAGGAGGCCACGAACCCAGUGGGGAGCAGAGAAUGGGGACUGCACCCCUGAACUUGCACAGUUGCACUUAGGCACUUCGGGCCGGUUAACAGGCCUUUCUAGAGGCAGCUGCGAGCUGCUGACCUUCCAGCAUCCCAUGGGAUGCCCUGGCCUGUCCAGGAGAACGCUGCUGAGAAUUCCAAUGUUGCUGAGAUUUUCGUUCAGUGUGGCAGGCUGUGUAAUGAAUGUGUGUGUUAGCUCUCCAGUGUCCGGGACCAGCUGCCCAACCCUACCCUGCUCCAGGCCUGCCCCACCUUGCCUGGGUGCCCUCCGCUCAGAGUUAUGACUCAUCGACCCCUGUGUAAAGACUGCGACAUGCACCCACUUUGCACUCCUUUUGCCCAGGCAUCAGUGAGCAAGGCAGUGGAGAACAAGGCUAGUAGUAGCUGUUGUUGUUGCUAAUCUUGUUUAACUCCAAUGACACAUGAACAUUGUGAAGAAAGGAUGUCUUUGUUAACCCCACCCUGUCUGUGGAGGGGUGUGAGUGCCCGUGAGUCCCACCUCUGCUGGGGUCCUCCAACAACAGCAGGGAAGACCAGAUUGGCUAUUCUUGAUAGGUAAGUCUAGGGAAAAGAAACCCCAUGUUAUAAAACAAACCAACCUGCCCCCUCCCAGGCCUUUCUGGGCACGUCAGAGAAAGGUAAAACCUGGCCCUGGGUCUGUGAUAAAUCAAUCCUUUGCAGGUUGCUCUUAAAAGGUAUUUGCACUCUGGGCCCCUCUUCACACUCGGGGUGAGAUGGUGUCAGGUAAACUCCGCAGUGGACUGCAGCUGGUGCGGGGGCACAGCCUCUGGCUGUGGCUGUCCCUCCCCUAUUCCCGCCCAGGGUGGAGCAGAGUAGGGCCCAUGGGGGCGAUGUCUAAUCUCAGCAGUGCCCUCCAGUCACACACCUUGGGAGCAGAGUGCAGGCUGCGGGGGAGCCCACUUGUCGUGAUUGCCAUGUGUUUUUUCCAUUCGUUUGCAAUGUGAGGGGGUCGGCCCACUCGCCCCUGAGUGAAGGAUGCAGCAGGACCAGCCAGGCGCUCUCUGGCAUUGGUGCUCCGUUGUGGUGCAGUGCUUGUGCUGUGCUGACUACCCCGUGAAUUAUGAAUGAGAAGCUAUUGGAAGUGUUACUAAAAUAACUUCACAGAAAGGAAUGGAAAAAACCUCUCUGCAUGGGCUCUUUGCAAGAUCCCAGUCGCUGGGCACAGAGACCCCAUGCUGAGGGGCAGCCUCCGCUCCAGAGUCUUCUCCAGGCAGGGUCAGAAAUCUAGUCCCACUUCUUCUCUUCCAGUACCAGAGUCCAUUCAAGGUGGGCACGGAUCACCUACCCUUGUAGUCCUGGUUAUUGAUGUUUUUUGGGGGGUGUCUCUUAUCUCACAUGGCAAUUGGAAAAUCCUGGACUGGCAAUCAGUGCUUGCAUGACAUGGAGGAUAGCUCCAGGAAUAUUCUGACUUGUUAAAGUCUCCAGGAAGUCCUCUCCCCCAAUGGCCUCUUACAAUUCCUACAGUAGGGUGCCCAGAUAGUAAGUGUGAAAAAUCAGGACGGGGUGGGGGGAACAGGCGCCUAUAUAAAACAAAGCCCUGAAUGUCAGGACUGUCCCUAUAUAAUCAAGUCUUCUGCUCACCCUAUGUUACACACACCUCUCCACACCUUCCUCCCUCGGCAGUCUGAGGGUGUGGGUACCCUGUGCACUGUGAGUACAUCUACACAGCAAAAAUCAAUCAAUCAGUCUGUGGCGGUGAGUCUCAGAGCUCGAUCAGCUGACUCGGGCUUGCGGGGCUCAAAAGAGCAGUGUAGACAUUCUGACUCAGGCUGAAACCCGGGAUAUGAGACCCUCCCCUGUUGCCAGGUUUCACAGCCCGGGUUCCAGCCCAAGCCUGAGCAUCUACAUUGCUUGUUUAGGCCACAGCUUGAACCCUGCAUCAAUUGACCUAGGCACUUAGCUGUGUAGACGUAACCUGAGCCUGGGCUCUGAAUCAGGUUUGAGCCCAAGUCCCACUUCUGUCCACACACAAAUCAGUCUGACCUGGGUCCUAGGACCCUGCUAGGGGAGUGGUUCAGAGCCUGCGAUCUGCCGUGAUGUGGGUCCAAGCCCUGGCAAUUUGCAGUGUGGCUGCAGGUCAAGCCGCAGACCCGAGCCAGAAGGUCUGCGGAGUGCAGUGCGGAAGCGUUGGCAGGGCUGCGAGACCCGGGUCCAGCAGCGUGAAACCAGGUUUUCAAUGCAGUGCGGGGAUGUCUGCAUUUUGAGCUGGGGGCGCAAUCCCCUGUUAGCGCAAUCAGAGGCAGUGCGCUAAAACAGCAGGGUAGCCGCAGUGGUGGGAGUAGCGGAAGGGGGUAGUUGCCUCCCCUCCCCCCGUAUGUGCUGAGAGUCUCCCACGGGAUUGUACGUGAGGCUGCCAGGCCUUCCCGCUGCUGCGUCACGCUGCUACGGUUAGCGCACUAGAUUGGAGCUAGCGUGGGCACGUCUCUCUGAGCCAGACUUUGCCCGUCCUGCUCCAGUGUAGCCACACCCUCAGUGUUGGAGGCCACGGAAUCAAUGGCUCUUGGCAGCAUGAUUCCAGGUCCUGUGAUUUCCAACCUUGCAAGCCUGCCCCGCAGGGUCCUGGCAGUCAGUGUGUGUUUGUGCAUCUGUGCGUCAGCAGCUCAGCUCCUGUGGGUGCUGUUGUGCAUGGAGGGUGAAGGGCACCCUCUUUUAGGGAGCAGCAGUUCACUACCUAAGCUGCCCCCCUGGUGGUUUGUAGUGUACCCCGUGUUUGCCUACUGUGAUGUGUGUUCUUGAGCGUGCGUGUGUUUUUGAUGUAACAUUGCAAACAAAUGAAGAUCCACCCUUCUGUGAGCACUGUUUUCACUGCACCCUGGGCUUGAAAUGGGCAGUUACUGGCGGCUUCCCAGCUCGCUCGCUCUUGCAUUAUUAACGCACCAGUUGUGUAGUGGUGAGACGCCACCUUGGGGGCGAGAAGGGUUAUUUCCACUUCCAGCUGAGCAGUGUUUCCGACACAGCAUUGAAGGACCAAAACUUCUCCCUUAACCUGAGCUCAAACCAGCCUGAACACAGGUUCCAAACCUACCAGCUCAUUCCUAGAGGCCACUGAGCCCAAUGCAUCAUCUCCCAUAACCACCAGACAACUGCUCCAUGGAGGCCCUUAGGCCAUUGUUUUUCAUAUUCAUGAUCCUCUGCACAGCCAGCUUCUGAGCGGGUACGUCUACACAGGGAUACAAAACCCACGGCUGGCCCGGCUCAGCUGACUUGGGCUCGUGGGACCUUGGGCUGCAGGGCUGAAAAAAUCACUGUGUAGAUGUUCACACUUGGGCUGGAGCCUAAGCUCUGGGACCCUACAAGGGUGCAGAGUCCCAGAGCUGAGGUUUCAACACGAUGCCAGAGUCUACACAGAAAUUUGUAGCCCUGCCUCCCAAGCCCCGUGAGCCCUAGUCAGCUGACCCAGACCUUUUAUUGGUCUUUUAUGCCUGUGUAGAUGUACCCAGAGAGACUAGAAGCAGACACACCAACUUAGCACCAGAAAGGCUGUGCUUGGGGGUCCUUGCAACUGAUUUCCAAGGCUGUAUUCGAGAUGGAGCAGAGCCAAAUCCUAGCUCCAAACACCUCUGAACCCAGGGCUGAAUUUUGAAAAUGGCUAAGCCAAACCCCAGGUCCCAAAAACCUCCACGUGGGCUUAAAGUCUCUGUCUGGAUCUGGAUUUUACGGUUUGAGCCUUUCUCCGGCUCCAAUAGCUCAGCUUCUGUGUGUCUCCAAAUCGAACCUCCCCACUUCCUGAGGGCUAUUGCAUCCCCUGGAGUCCAGGACAAUCUGGACUGGGUUUUGAAGAGCUGUGUGUUCCCGAGGUUCAUCCUGGACUGGUUUGGGUUUUGAAGGGCUGUGUAUUCCCGAGAUCUGUCCUAGACUGGAUUGGAUUUGAUUGUAGAUGGCUUUCAUGGGUAAAUGAAGUUUUGUGGUACCGUGUGCUUAGUGCUAAAUGCCAUCUCUAGCACUGGUGGCUUUACGAGAGUCAUCGUGUUGCAGGCAGCUACACUGCAACUGUCCCGCUGUACAUGCAAUGGCCGUGCUGACCGAAGCCCUGUGGACUUUCCCGCCUGGGACCUUUGCCCCGAAGAAGAUAAAUACACAAGAAGCAGCCCAGGCACAGCAGCCAGCUCCCAGCAUGCAACAGAGAGUCCUGUGAGCCAAAGAGCAGGCUGGUGGCCCUUCCUGAGCUAGGCCGGGCCUGCCUGGCAGUCCUGUCUCAGCUCAGUUCCUUUCUGUGCUGAAGACUGGGACGAGACAGGCCACCCACCUGUGCGCUGCCCAAGGACAGCAUAUAACUGACCCCUGCACCUCCUGGGGUCCCUUCUGCAUCUCCCACAUGCCGCUCCCUUCCUCAGUGCCACAGCAAACUUGUAUUGGCGUGGGCAUGGCCGUGGGGGGACGGGGACAAUGAGUGUAAAUACUUUUAUGAUGAAAUAAA
Messenger RNA from Gopherus flavomarginatus (Mexican gopher tortoise), 6800 nucleotides. It is a transcript of the gene SLC6A7, whose product is annotated as solute carrier family 6 member 7. The record is from RefSeq and is a predicted model, not a curated record. The transcript is spliced from 15 exons. Lineage: Eukaryota; Metazoa; Chordata; Testudines; Testudinidae. Gene Ontology annotation, molecular function: L-proline transmembrane transporter activity. Bases 353 to 2323 code for a protein of 656 amino acids. Gene Ontology annotation, biological process: sodium ion transmembrane transport. Gene Ontology annotation, cellular component: membrane.